CGGAGAUUUAAGCAUCCUGGUAAAGUUUCAGUUUCACUAACGGGGGAACUGACGAUAGUUUGCUAAUCGUUUGCAUCUUCGAGACAUGUCUGCCACAAACGCAAAACCCAUCGGGACAGCAGUGGUCGGCACUGGAAUGAGUGCCACCGUUUUCCAUAUUCCCUUCAUCCGAUCGUUACCCGAGCAUUUUCACCUCAUCGCGAUCGUUGAACGUAAAGCCACACCUGAAUCCUCUAUCGCUCGCGAUCGAUAUGGAUCACAAUUUCCAAAUCUGAAAGUGGCGAAUACGCUUGAAGAGGUGUUGACUGAUGAGGAGGUUGAACUCGUCGUGAUAUCUACCCCAAAUGCUACACAUCAUCCUUAUGCAAAGGCUGCACUUCGUGCAGGGAAACAUGUCAUCAUUGAAAAGCCUCUAGUCAACGAAAGCUUUCAGGCGACGGAACUCAUUCAACUGGCUAAAUCCAAAUCACUCGUUAUCGCAACGUACCAAAAUCGCCGAUGGGACUCGGAUUUCUUGACGCUCAGGCGUCUGCUCGAGUCGGAGAGAGUAUUCGGAGAAGUUUCUGAAUUUGAGACGAAGUUUGAUAGAUGGAAGCCGGUUUUGAAGGGGAACGAUACUUGGAGGGAGAAAGCUGAAUGGGGAAACAGCAUCCUUUUCGAUCUUGGAUCUCAUUUGAUUGACCAAGUAAUUACACUCUUCGGAACUCCGAGCUCUAUCUCAGGCCACGUAUGGAAUUCCCGAGGGCUUAAAGAAGGACUAGAUGAUGCUUUCAUCGCCCAUUUUAUUUAUCCGCCUUCCUCCUCUAAAGCGUCUUCCUCACACUUCACAAAUCCUAACAUCCCUCUCCACGUCACCGUCAAGGCUGCUCCUCUUUCCCUUUUGAAGAAGCAAUUACGGUUCUCCGUCAAGGGGACGAAAGCAUCAUGGACAAAAUACGGAGUUGACCCCCAAGAAGACCAGCUCAAGUCGAACACCUCAAUAACUCCCGACGCCAAGGGGUUCGGCGUCGAAGAUGCGGAAUUCGAAGGGACGCUAGUCGUCGAAGAAGAUGGGAAGAUAGUUGAGAAGUCAACUCCCACAGACAGAGGGCACUACUUGUCAUGGUUCAAGAAUGUCGGAGAGGCGAUUCAGGCUAAAGAUCCGAGCCUGUUGAUCGUAAAGCCGGAGCAAGCACAGGAAGUAAUCAGAUUGAUUGAGCUUAUCUAUCAAAGCCACGAGGAGGGUAGAGUCAUCCAGGUAUAAAGGAUGCUCGCGGAUGAUUAAAGAGAGGGAACUUUCGAA
Molecule: messenger RNA, 1282 nt
Organism: Cantharellus anzutake
Lineage: Eukaryota; Fungi; Basidiomycota; Agaricomycetes; Cantharellales; Hydnaceae
Exons: 5
Coding region: 86-1243 (385 amino acids)
Molecular function (GO): nucleotide binding
Source: RefSeq, a predicted model, not a curated record